AGAAGAAGAAGAAGAAGAAAAAUAAGUAGUAGUAAACCGCCUCAACGCUAGAUGGCUGUAGUCACAGUGAGCGAGUCUUUCACAAACAGACCGUCCUGCGAUCAGACUAAAAGAAUUCAACAGCGCAGCACUAACAGCGGUCACUCCAAAAAAUGUCUGAACCACGAGCUUUUAAGAAUCCCUAUCCAGAUUAUACUGGGCCUGGAUGUGCACAAGACCUGUUUGACAUGCAGGGAAAUUUGACCCAGCAUUUUGCCAGCUGUAUAAGCAGCAAGAUCAGUGAGCUUCUGGCGAUCAUGGAGAAUGGACUGAAGAACGCUGACCCCAGAGACUGUACUGGCUACACUGGCUGGGCAGGCAUUGCCCUGCUCUACCUGCAUCUCCACAGCAUCUAUGGAGACUCCUCUUUGCUCCACAAGGCUCUGGACUAUGUCAGCCGCAGUCUGAGGAGUUUAACCCAGGGCUGGGUGACCUUCCUGUGUGGGGAUGCAGGGCCGCUGGCUGUUGCUGCGGUGGUCUAUCAUCGACUCCAGAAACCUCAUGAGGCUGAGGAGUGUGUGAACAGGCUGUUGCAUUUUCACCAGUCUGUAGUGCUGGGAAACGGCAGGCUUCCUGAUGAACUGCUCUAUGGCAGAGUGGGCUACCUUUACUCCCUUGUCUUCAUUAACCAGCAAUUUCAGCAGGAGAAGAUCCCCAUACAAUACAUUCAACAGAUCUGUGAUGCAGUGCUGGCUUCAGGACAGAACCUGUCUCUGAGGAACAAGAUCCAGGAACAAACCCCUCUCAUGUAUGAGUGGUAUCAGGAGGAGUAUGUGGGUGCCGCUCAUGGCCUGUCAGGGAUCUACUACUACCUGAUGCAGCCUGGCUUUGUGGUUGGCGAGGAGAGGGUUUACCAUCUAGUCAAACCCAGUGUGAACUACGUGUGUCAGCUGAAGUUUCCAUCAGGCAAUUACCCACCGUGUGUUGGAGAUUCUCGGGAUCUUUUGGUGCACUGGUGUCACGGCACUCCUGGAGUUAUCUACAUGUUGAUACAGGCUUUUAAGGUGUUUGGUGUGAAGCAGUAUCUGGAGGAUGCGCUGCAUUGUGGGGAGGUGAUCUGGCAGAGGGGUCUGUUGAAGAAGGGCUACGGACUCUGUCAUGGAGCUGCUGGAAACGCUUACGGCUUCCUGGCCCUUUACAAGAUCACCCGGGAUCCCAAACACCUCUUCAGAGCCUGCAUGUUUGCAGACUGGUGCAUGAAUUAUGGAAAGCAUGGUUGCCGGACUCCAGAUACACCAUUCUCACUGUUUGAAGGGAUGGCAGGCACAAUUUAUUUCCUGGCUGACUUGCUGCAACCAACUAGAGCCAAGUUCCCUGCUUUUGAGGUGUAAAGACUGUUCCAGAUGACUGAGCUUCUUUUGCUUGAGCUUCCUCGAGCUGGAAGAAUGCGUCCUCUGAUGGUGGAAUAGUCUGCAUGCCCCGGAUCUGUCACAAUUCACGCUAAGUCUUAUGAGAGGUUCUGUACAUGUGGAGAAAAGUAUGCGGGAAAGGUUAUUUUCACAUUAAUGGACGGUGGAUGGGAAUCUAGGCUGUAUAGAUGAGUGUUGCUUUGGAGCUAUAAGGGGAAGCUGAUUUAAAUAGUUCAGUAUGCUUUUGUUUGUGCAUUUUUGGUGUCACGUGUUUGUUAGUAUUAUUUUAAUUAAUAUGACUCAUUGAAAAUGACCUGUUUUGAUGUGUUUGUGAGGAUAUAUUCUGAUAUGAUAGCAAGGUAAAGUUUAAAGGAUUAGUUCACUUUCAGAAUAAAAAAAAAAUCCUCAUCAUUUGCUCACCCUCAUGUCAAAGAUGUCCAUGUCUGUCUUUCUUCGGUUGAAAAGAGAUUUAUUUUUUUGAGGAAAACAUUCCAGGAUUUUUCUCCAUAUAAUGAUUUCUAUGGUGCUCAAUGGAUUGAAGGUUAAAAUUGCAGCUUCAAAGGGCUCUAAAUGAUCCCAGCCGACAAAAAUAAUUCUUAUCAAGCGAAACAAUCGAUCAAAAGAAAAAAAAAAUUCAUAUACUUUUUCAACCACAGUUACUCCUCUUGCUCUAGCUCUGCUUGCAGGUGUGCGUCUUUGCGCAUUACGUAAUCACGUUUGAAAGGUGAAUGGUGUACUGUGUACUUCGGUUAAAAAAAGGCAGGAUAGGAUGAAAAACUCCUCACUUUCUACUCAUGAGACUACUCAUUUUCUCCUCCAGCUUCAAUAUCAUCUGACAUCGUUGUUUUACCUUUUUUGUAAAGGGCAUUUGACUUUUUGCAGGUUUGCUUUGUAAACACUGGGCCGGUACUUUUGUCUGCGUCACGUCACGCAUGCGUGAUUACAUAAAUGCAUUAGGUCGAGCUAUUACAAGGUGAGUAAUUGUGGUUUAAAAAGUAUAUAAAUUUCUUUUGUUUUUAAAAAAUGGCCGAUCGUUUCACUGGAUAAGACCCUUAUUUCUAGAGCCCUUUGAAGCUGCUUUGAAACUGUUAUUUUAACCUUCAAUCCAUUAAGCACAAUAGAAGUCCAUUAUAUGGAGAAAAAUCCUGGAAUGUUUUCCUCAGAAAAACUUAAUUUCUUUUCGACUGAAAAAAGAAAGACAUGAAGAUUUUGGAUGACAUGGGUGUGAGUAAAUUGUCAGUGACUUUAUUCUGGAAGUGAACUAAUCCUUUUAACAUCUUUUUGAACACAAAUGACAGCUUUAAGGUAACAUUACAAAUGCAGUGUUGAUAUGAUUUCUGUAAUGUUAAUGCUUUGCUUUCUGUAUUAGUAAUGUAUUUUUCCCUUUUUUAUCUCUUGAUAAUACUAGUAGCUAUAUCAGAGGAUGUGCUGCGAACAUGAUUUUUUUUAGGUGUGUUCCACCACCUAAAGAAAAUCAUGUAUGUUUUAGCAUUUUCAUUUGCCUUUUUCAUCAUAAUUUGUACAUUUUCAUCUGCUCAGCAAUAAAAAGUAAGGAAAACAGGAUUUUAUA
Messenger RNA from Onychostoma macrolepis, 2958 nucleotides. RefSeq names its product LanC antibiotic synthetase component C-like 1 (bacterial) (gene lancl1). The record is from RefSeq and is a predicted model, not a curated record. Gene Ontology annotation, cellular component: plasma membrane. NCBI's taxonomy places the organism in Eukaryota, Metazoa, Chordata, Actinopteri, Cypriniformes, Cyprinidae. The coding region runs from base 153 to 1370 and encodes 405 amino acids. The transcript is spliced from 11 exons. Gene Ontology annotation, biological process: peptide modification; carbohydrate metabolic process.